Sardina pilchardus (European sardine) is the source of this 2823-nucleotide messenger RNA. It is a transcript of the gene c1galt1c1, whose product is annotated as C1GALT1-specific chaperone 1. Bases 298 to 1260 code for a protein of 320 amino acids. The transcript is spliced from 2 exons. Gene Ontology annotation, molecular function: N-acetylgalactosaminide beta-1,3-galactosyltransferase activity. The record is from RefSeq and is a predicted model, not a curated record. Lineage: Eukaryota; Metazoa; Chordata; Actinopteri; Clupeiformes; Clupeidae.
GUGACAGUACUGAACUCGACUGAACUAGGAGAGGUGGACUUUUGGUUCUAUGCAGAUUAAUACGACAGUUUGUUCCUGAAUAUAUCAGAUAAAUGCGUUAUUGUACUUUCACGGUGAUAAUGACAUGACUUGUAAAACGACGUUGGCUUUGGCUGAUUUAACCUUAGACAUAUGGUUGUAAUCUCGCAGUCUAUUUAGCCAGCUAGAUAGCAUAACAUCAACCUACCACCGACAGCUAUAUCGGACGUUUGUGCGUUUCUCUCUACUUUCUUCAAAUAAGUACAGCACUUUAUCACAAUGAUAUCAGAAGGCAGUUCCUUCAUAAAGGGCAUGGUGCUGGGAGCUGUAUUUUGCUUGUUGCUUGCCAUAAUGGGGAGCUUCAGCCCGAUUCAGCCCAGCUCUCCAGAUGCUGAAGAGGAGCACCACCACCACCACGUCAUCGCCCCGAGCAACAAGGACAUGCAGCUGCUGAGCGAUGCACAGAUGCUGGAACUCAGCCAGAAGGUGCGGGUGUACUGUGUCAUCAUGGUCACACCCAAGGUCCUGGUUCACUGGGCGGCAGCCAAUGAGACCUGGGCGAAGCAUUGUGAUAAGACGGCCUACUACAGCUCAGAAUCCUCCAAAGCGCUGGAGGCCAUUGAUCUUCAGGAGCAGGAUGAGUGGGCAAGGAUCCGAAAGGCCCUGAGGCACGCGUACGAGAAUGCUGGGAAUCUGCGCUGGUUCUUCAUGGCUCGCCCUACCACAUUUGCCAUCAUCGAGAACCUGAAAUAUCUGAUUCUUGACAAGGACCCCUCUCAGCCGUUCUACCUGGGGCGCUCGCAGAACUCCGGGGAGCUGGAGUACGUGGAGUACGAGAGCGGCAUCGCGUUCAGCUACGAGGCGCUGCGGCGGCUGAUGGAGGUGUUGAAGAACGACGACCUCUGCCCAGAGCGGGGUCGCGCCCUCUGGAAGGUCAGCGAGGAGAAGCAGCUGGCCAUCUGCCUCAAGUACGCCGGCGUGUUCGCCGAGAACGGGGAGGACGCCCACGGCGUGAGCCUCUUCAACAGCCAGAGCAUCAACGCCCUCAUCACGGAGAGCAUCGCGCAGCACCCCGAAAAAGUGCUGGAGAGCUGCUGCUCAGACAUGGCCGUCAGCUUCAGCGGCAUGUCGCCCAGCCAGAUGCAGGUCAUGAUGUACGGCGUCUACAGGCUCCGGCCGUAUGGACACGACUUCCACGACUCGAUGAUAUUUCUGCCUCCCAAGGGCUCAGAUAAUGACUGAUUCAUGUUAUUUUAUCUUCAGACGUGUGAUAGAAAAUAAGACAGGCCCUGUGACAUUAGGCCUGAAUGCUGUAGAGCCAUGAGGGAUUGUUACACACAUCGUGAUGGGAUGCAGUCAGAUUGCAGAUUGAGUGUUGCACCCACACUGAUCAACUGGUGGGAUUGUUUGGGGAAUGUAUAAUAUUGUAACAUUUGGAGGUUGGGGAAAAAAAUGGAGUUCUUCAUACCAAAUUAAAGGGACCAAUAUGAGAAUGGGUCGGGAGUGGGCAAAUCCUAUAUCUAAAGUACUUUUAUUUCUGUAAUUAUUUUAUCAUCAGCGCGUUUUCAUAUUGCCCUUUGAAACGACUUCAUUAAGGCUUACUCAGCACCCUUAGUACUGAAACUGAGGCACAUAACCCUUGUCAUUUAUAUGUGCAAAACCUGUGAACUUUUCAGCAUUCAUGACACUGUAACAAGGUCUGUGAUAUCACCUGUGAUUUGAUAAAUUAUUUGUAGAGAGACAAAUUACAACAAUUAUAAUUACCUGAAACUGCACAACUUGAUCUUUAAUAUUUACACAAGGAAGUAUUGUUAAAUGAGAAUAUGUCAGGACAAUGAAGACCUUUCCAGGUUACCAUAAUGUUGAUAAUAAUGAAUUAUAUAUUUUGUUUAUUCCAAACAUAUUGAUUGUUUUUUUUUUUUUUACAUAAUGUCACUCGUCUUAUUGUCAAGUUUCCCUUUUAAUACGCAAUAUAGUUUGGUGGUAUGUAAAAGGGAUAGAACUCACCAACAGGCAGAUAUUUAAACUGCUAUGACUUAAAAACAACAACAACGCAUUAGGGGUGUACAGUGUUCUGCAUAAUGAUCACCUGUUGCUAGUCACCAGUCACUCUCAUAACAAAACACAUAGUCCCAACAAAAUUGCUGAACUAGGCUGUUCAGAUACAUUUAGAUGUACAAAUAUUCUAGUGUUUUUUGAACAUUACCUUAACAAUGAUUGAGUGAAAUGAACGCCUUUUUAAACUGGAAUUACUUGAUCAAUGUAACUUACAGCAGUGGGAUGAGUUUACAAUCAAUAGGAGUCUUGACUUUGUUGUUCAUUGACAGUUAUAUUUUCAUUAUCAUGAGCCACUCUUUCCCAAACAUUGUGCAUGUCACCAAGCUGUUUUUCUAAAGUAGGGUAAUUGGGUUUUGUAGUCACAUCUGACCAUAACUUUCCAGUGAUAAUGGCACAUACAUUACCUGUUGCAUCACCACAUAGGUCAAGCUAAAUACACAUAAUUCAGAGGCACAUGCUGUGAAAUUGCAGAAUGUAAGUAAUAAGUGCAAGGUUGUGCUGUGGAAAAAGUCCCAUAGACCAAAGACUGUGCACCCAUCACCAGCUCUUACACAAAACCUAACCCUUCCUGGAAAAGAAAAAUCAUUGGUCGAACAGUAAAUGUGAGGGAUUAUUUAUAAUGACUUUCUUAUGGUUUUUAAAGUAUGUGCUACAGAAAGAGAAAUAUGGUCACACUUACUGCAGUAUCUGUACAAAGUUUGAUAAUAAACCCUGUGAUAAUUCAAGUGUUUCUUGAUUUUGCGGCUU